Messenger RNA from Paraphaeosphaeria sporulosa, 1770 nucleotides. RefSeq names its product putative cysteine protease ATG4. NCBI's taxonomy places the organism in Eukaryota, Fungi, Ascomycota, Dothideomycetes, Pleosporales, Didymosphaeriaceae. Gene Ontology annotation, molecular function: protein-phosphatidylethanolamide deconjugating activity. Bases 206 to 1513 code for a protein of 435 amino acids. The transcript is spliced from 3 exons. The record is from RefSeq and is a predicted model, not a curated record.
GCAACCCAGGCCAUCACCAGCGCCCCGGUGCCACUCUCCUCACGUCCCACACACCGAAACAGCACCGCACCCUGCCUCAUUCCCGACAAGAAGCCAUGGUGCAUGUUUGACCACCGGACAUCUAAAGCACCCACGCACUCGCCCACCCUCUCGGACUCGACAUCAACUGGCCCUGAUCUGACUUCGACCUACGCUAUUUGCCGCGAUGAACGAGUUCGAACGUGUCGGACGGACGAUACUGCGCUCUGUAUACGACCCGCUCCCGACCAACAACAGCACCGAUCACAUAUGGUGUCUGGGCCGGCGAUAUGAUUCCAAUGCCCCGGCGCCGAAGCCAGCAUCUGUCUCGGGUGAAGGCACACUUCCAGCUGCUUCUCCCGCACCUCGCAACGAGCGACCCGAGCGACCCGGACUCUCCGAGGAAGACAGCUGGAUACGGACCAGUGCAGACGAGUCUGGCGGCAAAGAGGCCCCAAAUGGUGGAGAGGAUCCGGAUCAGUACGGCGGUUGGCCCCACGCCUUCCUAGAUGACUUCGAGUCGAGGGCGUGGAUGACAUAUCGGUCUGGCUUCUCACCCAUCCAGAAGAGCCAGGACCGCAAGGCAACAGCGGCCAUGAGCUUCAGGGUCCGGAUGCAGAACUUGGCGCAAAGCGCCUUCACGUCGGACUCGGGCUUUGGCUGCAUGAUACGGUCUGGCCAGUGCAUACUUGCGAAUGCACUGAUAGAACUGCGAUUAGGACGAGAUUGGAGGCUGCAAGAGUCACAGACAAAGCAAGACGAGCGUCCCAUACUCUCGCUAUUCGCCGACGACCCACAGGCACCCUUCUCAAUACACCGCUUUGUAGAACACGGGGCAGCAGAGUGCGGCAAAUAUCCCGGCGAAUGGUUUGGCCCGUCAGCAACUGCGCGGUGCAUCCAAGACCUUGUUAAAAAGUACCCGGAGGCAGGCUUGAAGGUGUACAACUCCGGUGACGGUGCGGAUAUUUAUGAGGACAAACUCAAAGAAGUCGCCGUCGACGGCGACGGCAAAUGGCAACCGACACUUAUACUCGUAGGCACUCGGCUGGGCAUUGAGAAGAUCACGCCUGUGUACUGGGAAGCCCUGAAGACGUCAUUGCAAAUGAAGCAAUCCGUAGGCAUCGCUGGUGGUCGCCCCUCUGCAUCGCACUACUUUGUCGGGAACCAAGGCAACUACUUCUUUUACCUUGACCCGCACGUUACGCGCCCUCGUCUACCUUAUCAUGAUGACCCUGCCGCAUACACUGCAGAGGAUAUUGCCAACUGUCAUACUCGCCGUCUCCGGCGCAUAGAGAUCCGCGAAAUGGACCCGUCGAUGCUGAUCGCGUUCCUCAUCCGCGACGAGGACGAAUACGAACAGUGGAAAGAAGGCGUGGUGAGCGUACAGGGCAAGGCUAUCGUUCACAUCAGCGAGGCUGAGCCGCCGCCGCGCGGUCAAGAAAGGGCUGGCGCGGUGGACGAAGUGGAAAGCUUUGACGAAGACGGUUUGCAGUAGAGAGCGUCGGAUACCCCAGUUUGCACAGUGUUACCACAUCACGGUGUUACGAGAUAUGCCACGAGUAUCCGAUUUGUGAUCGCAAGGCGGGACUAGCUUUGAGCAGACCUGCCCGGCGUUUGACUGUUUGUACUUGAAUUGCAUUUAGGGCUGGAGUUUGGGUAGAUAUAUCCGCAAGCUCCGCGCCCUGUCGGCACACAUGUAGAAGGUGUAUUAUGAUUGAUAAUACCCUUGACAAUGAACCAAAUAUUGCCAAU